Molecule: messenger RNA, 839 nt
Organism: Trachymyrmex cornetzi
Lineage: Eukaryota; Metazoa; Arthropoda; Insecta; Hymenoptera; Formicidae
Product: replication protein A 70 kDa DNA-binding subunit-like
Exons: 5
Coding region: 225-614 (129 amino acids)
Biological process (GO): DNA replication
Cellular component (GO): nucleus
Molecular function (GO): DNA binding
Source: RefSeq, a predicted model, not a curated record
ACUAGCAUCAUUAAACGCAGCCGACUGCCGAAGUCAUCUAUUUGGCGGGAAACAGUAGAACAACAGACUAGAACGUAGUAAAACGUAGCGCUGCGAAGAGAGGCAGGCUAAGGCAAGCGUUAUUGUGCGUGAUCGUUAAUUUGGAACUUUUUUGCGAAAGCUCUCUGUUUCGAUAAGAAAUUGAUAGACUCUUACGGCCGUGCUGAUAAUAAUAAACCGCAAUCAUGUACAAUUUAACGGAAGGAGCAUUGGAGAAAAUCAUGCAAGGCAUACGUGUCCCUAACCCAGUUCUUCAAGUAUUGAGUUACAAGAAACUGUCAAGAAAUGCAAAUGAAGAUGGUUCUGGUACUGAUCGAUUCAUGUUGCUGAUAUCUGAUGGACAGAAGUUACACUCAUUCACGAUAUUGAACACUCAAUUGAACAAUCUGAUCACAGAGAAUAUUUUGAAUGAUUAUGCGAUCUGCAAAAUAACUAAGUAUUUCAUGAUUUCACCGGACAUCAGCAAAGACAUACGCGUUAUGUUGAUAUUGGAUAUUGAAGUAUUGGUUUCUGGCGAUCAAGUCGGAAACAAAAUAGGUAAUCCAACUAAUAUAGAAAUGAAGCCAGAGCUUUAAUCUACGUCUACGUCUACGUCUACAUCUACAUCUAAGGCCACAACUGCACAUUACCAAAAUGGUUCAAUCAGAAAUGGUACUUCAAAUAAUCAAGCCUCUUCUGACAUAUACACUACUCCAACCGCAGCAUUAAGCCCUUACCAAAACAAGUGAGAGAGAGAGAGAGUUCUAUGUAAACUAUGGAUCUGUUUUUUAUUUUAAUAAAUAAUAAACCGUGGAUUGAUU